UCUCCAUCAUUCUCAACGCUUGUGCUGAGAAUGUAGUGAAUUCGGUCCUAUCUGAGUCACGGAUAUGCAUAAUUCACUGGCAACCGAGUGAGUUAGGUUGAAGUAUAAAGAAGGCCUUGUCCGCUCGCGUAUUUGACGUUAAAGGAUCAUCAAUUGACUUCAACUCCAAAAGAUCAUCAUCUCCCAUCACAGACAAAGAUCAUCCUCAUCACCCCGCAGUCUAGUCUCUUUCGCAGGCCAACCUCCUCACUACUCGACUUAUAAUCAGUCAUAAAUCUUCCUCCAUCCUCCCUCAACUCAUACUACUUUUUCAGUAGCCUCUCAAUAAUCGCCAACAUGCAAUUCUUCACUCUUCUCUGCCUCGCUACCUCCGCCCUGGCCCUCCCUCAGACUCUCACCAAGCGAGAGACUUGUAUGGACAAGGGCAGCAAGGUCACUGAAUGGACCGUCAAGGACUUCAAGUACGAAGCCGUCUACACCCAUAACACCCCCACAAAGCAGACAAACUCUGCCACCGUUACCUUCACCCUUCAGAACCGCGGCGUCGGUUAUGAGGGUAAGUGCUCAGCCAAGUCCACAGACGCCAAGAAGGACUUCUUCACUGGUAACACCGACUACAACUGUGAUGUUCCCUUCGAGGGCGACUCUGCUUCAUUCAAGUACAACCGCAAGUCCGGCGUCAUCUCCAUCUUCCAGCACUGGUCCUGCGUCAAGGAGGGCGGUUGGUACGAAGCCAAGGGUAACACAACCUUCACUCCCAAGUGCACCGAGAAGACCUGGAAGAACGCCCACUACAAGGCCGGCGGUGACAAGGCCUACUCCAACCGUCGGGUAACUUGCCAGCAGAAGCAACUCAAGGUUCCUGUCCUUGAGAUGCAGGCUGUCCUGUAGGGGGCAAUAUUCUUACGACCCUUGUUGUUCAUUCGCGAUUCAUGAUAACAUCUUUUAAUACCUUUUAAGCGCAAGCUUUUGGAGUUGGAUUUGGCUUUUUGGGAUACCACUCUUCAUCCACGACUACGCCGUAACGACGGACGGAUAUGAUCUACGAUCUCCAUGACAUUCAUUAGACUAAUAGCAUUAAUUGGAUUGAGGAAUACGGGAAAAGCUGCCAUAGCAGCCAUUUUAGACAAUCAAUGAAAUAAUUGCAUCG
Molecule: messenger RNA, 1150 nt
Organism: Fusarium redolens
Lineage: Eukaryota; Fungi; Ascomycota; Sordariomycetes; Hypocreales; Nectriaceae
Exons: 1
Coding region: 337-891 (184 amino acids)
Source: RefSeq, a predicted model, not a curated record